Pelodiscus sinensis (Chinese soft-shelled turtle) is the source of this 5660-nucleotide messenger RNA. Lineage: Eukaryota; Metazoa; Chordata; Testudines; Trionychidae. The record is from RefSeq and is a predicted model, not a curated record.
CCCGCGCGCGCACACACACACACACACACACACACACACACGCACAAAGACUCUUCCGUCGCUUUUGCACCGAGGUCCCAGGAUUCUUGAGCUGAGCCCAGCUGACAAGCUUUUGAAGAUGGCACAAUAACAGUCCAGUGAUGCCUGACCAUGACAGCACAGCCCUCUUAAGCAGGCAAACCAAGAGAAGAAGAGUUGAUAUUGGAGUGAAAAGGACGGUAGGGACGGCAUCUGCAUUUUUUGCAAAGGCAAGAGCAACAUUUUUUAGUGCCAUGAAUCCCCAAGGUUCAGAGCAGGAUGUUGAGUAUUCAGUAGUACAGCAUGCAGAUGGGGAAAAGUCAAAUGUGCUCCGCAAGCUGCUGAAGAGGGCAAACUCGUAUGAAGAUGCCAUGAUGCCUUUUCCAGGAGCAACCAUAAUUUCCCAGCUGUUGAAAAAUAACAUGAACAAAAAUGGUGGCACAGAGCCCAGUUUCCAAGCCAGCGGUCUCUCUAGUACAGGCUCAGAAGUACAUCAGGAGGAUGUAUGCAGCAACUCUUCAAGAGACAGCCCCCAAGAGUGUCUUUCCCCUUUUGGCAGGCCUGCUAUGAGCCAGUUUGAUAUGGAUCGGUUAUGUGAUGAGCACCUGAGAGCUAAGCGCGCCCGGGUGGAGAAUAUCAUUCGGGGUAUGAGCCAUUCCCCAAGUGUGGCAUUAAGGGGCAAUGAAAAUGAAAGAGAGAUGGCUCCGCAGUCUGUAAGUCCCCGAGAAAGCUACAGAGAAAACAAACGCAAGCAAAAGCUGCCUCAACAGCAGCAACAGAGUUUCCAGCAGCUGGUUUCAGCUCGAAAAGAACAGAAGCGAGAGGAGCGCAGACAGCUGAAACAGCAGCUGGAGGACAUGCAGAAACAGCUGCGCCAGCUGCAGGAAAAGUUCUACCAAAUCUAUGACAGCACUGAUUCCGAAAAUGAUGAAGAUGGUAACCUGUCUGAAGACAGCAUGCGCUCAGAAAUUCUGGAUGCUAGAGCACGGGAUUCUGUUGGCCGGUCAGAUAAUGAAAUGUGUGAGUUAGACCCAGGGCAGUUCAUUGAUCGUGCAAGAGCCCUGAUCAGGGAACAAGAAAUAGCAGAAAAUAAGCCUAAAAGAGAAGGUCCUAAAGAAAAAGAGCAUGGGCCAAACUCUUUCCAUCCAGAAGGCAAACAUUUGGCUGAGACAUUGAAACAGGAACUGAACACUGCCAUGUCACAGGUUGUGGACACAGUGGUUAAAGUUUUCUCAUCCAAGCCCUCCCGCCAGCUUCCUCAGGUCUUUCCACCUCUUCAAAUCCCUCAAGCAAGAUUUGCAGUGAAUGGGGAAAACCACAACUUCCAUACCACAAACCAACGCCUACAGUGCUUUGGUGAUGUCAUCAUUCCAAAUCCACUAGAUACAUUCAGCAACGUGCCAGUGCCUAAUUCCACAGACCAAACAGAAGCACUGCCCCUCGUAGUUCGCAAAAACUCCUCUGACCAAUCCGCAUCUGCCCCACCGCCUGGCAGCCAUCAUGCCUCUCUGCAUCAGUCUCCGCUCUCAGCUACCACGGGCUUCACCACAUCUUCUUUUCGCCAUCCCUUUCCGCUUCCCCUCAUGGCAUACCCAUUUCAGAAUCCUUUAGGUACUCCAUCUGCCUCCUUUCCAGGGAAAGAUAGAGCCUCCCCGGAAUCCUUAGACCUAACUAGGGAGACCACGAGUCUGAGGACCAAGAUGUCGUCGCACCAUAUGAAUCACCAUCCUUGUUCACCAGCACACCCUCCCAGCACAGCUGAAGGUCUCUCUUUGUCUCUCAUAAAGUCUGAGUGUGGUGACCUACAAGAUAUGUCUGAAAUCUCACCUUACUCGGGAAGUGCAAUGCAGGAAGGUCUGUCACCCAAUCACUUGAAAAAGGCCAAGCUCAUGUUCUUUUACACCCGGUACCCAAGUUCCAAUAUGCUGAAAACCUACUUCUCAGAUGUAAAGCACCAUUCAUCCAGAAGAAGCCCAAAGUGCUUUACAAACUGCCUAUAUAGGGAUCAUUCACCCACCAAUGAAAUGCAGCCACCUCCGUGGUGGAACGCGGCAGCCAUUCUGGGUCAGCAACACCACACUACAGUAGAUUUCAACAGAUGCAUUACCUCUCAGCUCAUCAAGUGGUUUAGCAAUUUCCGUGAGUUUUACUACAUUCAGAUGGAGAAGUAUGCGCGUCAAGCUAUCAACGAUGGGGUCACAAGUACUGAAGAGCUGUCUAUAACCAGAGACUGCGAGCUAUACAGAGCUCUGAACAUGCACUACAAUAAAGCAAAUGACUUUGAGGUAUUCAAGAUACCGCACAGAGGCAGAGAGGCACAGAGGCAGCCUGUACAUUUCAAAUGCAUUACCAGGACUAGGUGACAACAGCCUUAUUUUCAUAUUAUUCUCCUCUCACUUUCUAUUCAGCUUUACAUCUCCUUACUCAGCAUAGCAUACCAUGACCUUUUUUAGCACUCUUUUAAAAAGGCAAAUGACUUAUUACUUGUGAGCUGCAGCAAAAGAGUAGAAAACUUAUUGUGCAGAUUGUGAAUAACAAGCAAUUUAGGAAGGGCUUAUUAUUGUCAUCAGUCCUUUAAAGGAAAAUUGAGCACACAUAUUUAGGAAGAUUCCACACACACAUGCUCCAAAAGGUGACCUUUCAUUAGAAAUACUGGUCUCUGAAUUUUUGCCUAUGAUGUCCCAUGUGUUUUUUGUUUAAAAAGAAGAAAACAGCUUAGAGAGACACUUUUUGGGGGGGAAAAAAUCUGUUUUCCUUGCAACUUUCACAGGAGAUUAAAUGUAUUUGUAAAACUUACAAAAUUCAGGUACCUUUAGACCGGGGUGAGAAACCUUUUUUGGGUUGGGGGCCACUGACCCACAAAAAGAUCAGUUAGGGGCCGCACACAAAAGCCCCUCACCGACAUGGCACCCAACCGAGUAGGAGAAAGACACCCCCCACAUUCCCCUCGCACACCAGAACCUAGGGGGGCCCAGCCUAGUAGAUUUUGUGUGCUCCAGCUCUACCAGUACAGGCUUCCCAGUGCAGGGAGGGUCCUGAGCCUUGGGGGCCGGAUCCAGACAAGCCAGGGCCACAUCCAGCCCCCAGGCCUGAAGUUCCCUACCUCUGCUUUAGACUGUGCAGACACUGUACAUACCAUUUAUUUACUACUCGGUAAUCAAUUUCUUGCUUAGUUUAAUUGCAAGCAACAACUUGAAGGGAAACUUGAAGAGAAAAGUUGCCACACUUGGAGACAGAAGUCUGUCUCACAACUACUCUUCAUUUUUAUAUUUAUUUCCUUUAGGUUCAAGAUAUUCAUUGGUAUAAUGAGUCUGGGCCAUUGAUUUAUUAUCUGGGUUUUUUUUAAUGUCAUUACAUUUUAGCUCCCUCUGCCUUUUUGUCAUUGGGUUACAUUUAAGCACAGCAAGAUCGACUUUAAACCUCCUUACUCAACAGCUUUAUUAGUUAUAACAUACCAUGACCUUUCUCGACAUUCUUAAAGAAAAAGAUACAGUGUAAUGUCACUUUACUUUGCUUAUUGUUCUUUGUUGAGAUGAACAAAGCAUUUUCUACAGUGGCUAUAGCACAUAAUUAUACAGCUUUCAAUAGCGGUGUCUUGGCACAUAUCAAAGUUCAGAAGAGCCUUUGGGAAAAAAAAGAUGUUUUGUGACAGCCUAGGGAGGGUCUCAUCUUUCCUUCAGAAAAUAGUUCAAGGCUCUUCUGUCAAGCUUCCCUACUUAGAGCUUUUUCUCCUCCUGCUUCAUAAAGUUUAAAGGGGAUUCAGUGGAGUUCUAUGAUCUAUUUCCUUUGAAAGAUUGUUCCUUUGCACAGAGAAGUCCUUUGACUUCAAGAGUUCACAGAUUCAUGUCUUUAGGUAUCAUAUGUCUGACCUUAUCAGUUACUCUAUUUAAUGUAGCAGAAAAAGUCUCAACUCUUUGUGUUUGUCUGUUUUGCCUCUGUGAAAUGAUUUGGUGAAAAGACCAUCCUUUUUAACACACCACUGAGAGGCCGUUUCUGACUGUAACCUACCCUGUGGCUCUUCUAAAAAAAAUUGUCCUUGUGUUUUGUGUAUGGAUGAUUUCACAGUGAGAAUAGAAUUAUACAAGGACAGACACACAUUAAAAAAAAUCUUUUGCUCUUUUUUUCCUAAAUGAUCUAUUGGCUAUUUUGGUGGCUGCUACUCUGGUUCCCCAACAGGCACAACCAUUUAACAAACACAGAGAUAGCGGCUGGAGUGCUGGGCCAGCAGUAGGUUUUCCCUUGCUUCGACCUACCCCAAAGGCCUUCAUAAUUAAUUGUCCUUCAGAGAUGAGGAAAGUUCAGAGACAGUGUGUGUAGCGAUGUCUAUUGUCUGACAUUCAGUUCUCCUUCCCUCCGCUCUUUUUCUUCAUUCCACAAAGGGUUAUCAAUAGGAGCAGAGAGCAAGCUCUCUUCUAACAGCUGCUGGUGAUGGUUGUAUCUUUCUGUAGAACAUAUUGUAUUCAGCCAUCUAUGGAUUAAAUAGCUGAAAAAAGUUCUAACAACCUUUUUGAACUAGCAAGCAUGUUUAUUUCAUCUAGAUUACACAGCUAUUUAACUAUUUAAAACUUCUUCAGAGCCUCCUAUUUUUACUUUGAGUGGAAGAUUAGAAAUUAGCAUCAUUAUGGGAAACUAUUCUGGGGAAAUUUUGGUCAAUACAUGAACAUUUUUUUUCUUUGUGUCAGUUUUGAUCAGCUUCUUCCUUCCAUGCCCAAAACAAACAUAGGUUUUGAGGGGAGACGUGGAUGCUUAAUGGAAUAUCCAUAAAAGAAAAUAUUGGUAUAAACACCAACAGAAACAAACACGUGCCUGGUUAUUUAAAAAAACCCUACUACAAUGCCAAUAACUUCAAACUGCAAAGAAUCUGUAGUUUUCUAACCGAUUAUUAAUAGUGUUGCACCUUCUGUGAUUAAUUUAGAAUCCUCUGUGGCAUAAUUAUUAAACUUCAUAUACAACAGAACAAAAUGGCAUACAUGCUUUCCUUGUUUACCCUAAUGAUAUGCUAAACAAAGAUAUGGUGCAGUUAGCAGAUAUGUGAGAAGUACAGUCAAAUUAAACCUGUCUAUUAACAAUUGUUACAUUACUGUUGUAGUUAAUAGGGUGAAGCCAAAAAAAAGACAAAUACAAUUAUUCUUCUCUUGGACAGUUAAACUAGCAAACUAGGAAGGUUUUUAAUUCACCAAGACAAUAUCAAUGCUCUUCACAGACAUAACCAUAUGACUUUAAAAAGAAUAAGCUCAUCAAAAUAUUCUGAGCCCCAUGGCACGUCCUUCAUGUUAAGACGAGCUGAAGAGAAACCAAAAUCAAUGAUUGUACUGAUUAAGUUGUUGUGCAAGGCAUUUUGCAACAGGUUUUCUGUAUUUAAGAAGAAACUACAUAUGAGGUACACACAACAAAUACAGUAAUGCAAAAAUGGUCAUAAAAAAUUAAAGUUAGUCUUAUGAAUCUUUCAUUAGAAACAAUGAAAAGAGACACUGGUGAAGCCAGUUCUUUGUUCUGAGCUACUCUGAUAGGGGCUGAUCCUGCAAACAGACCUGCACUUUAAGAGCUUUACUCUUAUGAAAAGACCCUUGGCUCUUUGAGUGAAGCUACUCUCUGCCAGAUUGAGUCCAUAGCUUUCCAGUGCUGGUUCAGUUUCUCAAACA